AUGUAUGGCUGUGAGAGUUGGAUCCUGUCUGCUAGUCUAGGUCCCCGCAUGCCCAUGGCUUCCCCGCAGAUCCCUACCCCCCUCUUCCCGACAGUGGGCCCUGUGGGCCCAGGCUGGCUCCCGUGGGCGCUGCUCUUUGCCCUGGGGUUGAGCUUCCCGACCAGUGCCUGCGCCCAGGAUGCUGUGGCGCCAGUCCAGGUGCCCACGCUGCUGCCCCUGCUUGGGGCGUUGCUGCAAGAAGCGCCCCAGAAGCCCCCCCGAUGGCAGCCGACUCGCGGGCGGCCGCUGCAGUACAUGCUGGAGCUAUACCGGCAAAGUGCCGACCCGCACGGACGCCCGCGGGAGAACCGCAUCUUCCGUGCCAAUGCUGUAAGGCUAGUGAAGCCCAAGGGCCGCCGUGCGCUGCACCCCCGAGGUCCCUGGUACGUGCAAACCCUAGACUUCCCGCUUCAGCCAACCCGUGAGGUGUACCAGCUCAUGAGGGCCGCCAUUGCUUACCAGCCUCGCCUCCGUGUGUCUCACUCCCAUCUCUCCUGCUAUGUAGAACCCUGGGCCCACGAGAGCACUGUCCUCCUGGGUGGAGGCUCCCCGGGCUUUACUCUGCCUGAGGCCUGGGCAGAGAUGGAUCUCACCAGUUACAUUCGGCAGCAAGUCUGGCCUCAGAAGGGAAGGAGAGUCCUUCACAUCCAAGUCAGGUGUCAGCAGCAAGAAAGGACUGAGAUUGGCCUUGGGUGGAGGCAGGUGUUGGCCACUGACACUGCUUUCCUGGUUCUGUAUUUCAACAACACCUUUAAGAGUGUGCCCCAAAUUGGGCUGCAAGAACUUCCGGAGGGGACCCUGAAGGGAGCUGCUGCCCUUUCCCUGGUCCGGCGAGUCCGUCAGGUGGACCCCAUGAGAUCCAAGGUGCCUGGCCGUUCACCAGAGCAGACCCAGUGUUCUCUCCACCCUUUCCAGGUUAGCUUCCGCCAGCUGGGCUGGGACAACUGGAUCAUCGCCCCCCACCUGUACAACCCCAACUACUGCAAAGGGGCCUGUCCACGGGUACUGCGCUCAGGCCUCUGCUCACCCAACCAUGCCAUCAUUCAGAACCUUAUCAAUGAGCUGGUGGACGGAAGCAUCCCCCGGCCCUCGUGCGUCCCUCACAAGUACUCAGCCAUCAGUGUCCUGCUGAUCGAGGCCAGUGGCAGCAUCCUGUACAAAGAAUAUGAGGACAUGAUUGCCCAGUCCUGUACCUGUCGCUGA
Molecule: messenger RNA, 1242 nt
Organism: Dromiciops gliroides (monito del monte)
Lineage: Eukaryota; Metazoa; Chordata; Mammalia; Microbiotheria; Microbiotheriidae
Gene: BMP15
Product: bone morphogenetic protein 15
Exons: 3
Coding region: 1-1242 (413 amino acids)
Biological process (GO): SMAD protein signal transduction; BMP signaling pathway
Cellular component (GO): extracellular region
Molecular function (GO): cytokine activity; growth factor activity
Source: RefSeq, a predicted model, not a curated record